Messenger RNA from Durusdinium trenchii, 1206 nucleotides. The record is from the annotation of a GenBank genome assembly. NCBI's taxonomy places the organism in Eukaryota, Dinophyceae, Suessiales, Symbiodiniaceae.
AUGAACAUCACUGAGAGGUUUCAGCAACAUGUCAUCGAUGCUGAAGAUGCUACAAUCAAACCAGUUUUUUGCGAGGAUGGCAUCAGUUUCGCCUGGAUCCAAUACAACAACUUGUACUUGCUAGCUGUGACUCAGCGAAACUCGAAUGCGACCCUGAUUGUGGCCUUCCUCUACCGUUUGGCGGAGGUGCUUAGAGAUUAUUUCAACGAGCUUGAAGAGGAGAGCAUAAAGGAUAACUUUGUGAUCACCUACGAGCUCUUAGAUGAGAUGAUGGACAAUGGCUAUCCCCAAACCACUGAGGUGAAGAUCCUUAGGGAGUACAUCAAAACUCAGUCACAUCAGCUCUCGGUUGAGCAAAUGAGACCGCCCACUGCAGUCACCAAUGCUGUGUCUUGGCGGUCUGACGGCAUCAAACACAAGAAGAAUGAGAUCUUCUUGGAUGUCGUGGAAAGAUUGAACCUUUUAGUUUCAGCAAACGGGUCGGUGCUACGUUCGGAGAUCUUGGGGGCUCUGAAAAUGAAGUCCUAUCUCUCCGGUAUGCCUGAGCUGAAGCUGGGUCUAAAUGACAAGCUUCUCUUCGAGGCAACAGGAAGGCCUGUCGCGAAGGGCAAAUCCGUAGAAAUGGAGGACAUCAAGUUCCACCAAUGUGUGCAGCUCGCACGGUUUGAGAAUGAUCGGACUAUUUCUUUCAUUCCGCCGGAUGGAGAGUUUGAGCUCAUGAGUUACCGGCUGAACACCCACGUGAAACCUUUGAUUUGGGUCGAGGCUGUUGUGGAUCCAGGACACUCUAGGUCGCGAAUUGAGUAUAUGAUCAAAGCAAAGUCACAGUUCAAGUCGCGAAGUGUGGCAAACAAUGUGGAGAUUCACAUUCCCGUGCCCUCUGAUGUGGAUUCGCCUUCCUUCAAGACGUCCAUCGGCACUGUGAGAUACAUUCCUGAUCAGGAUUGCAUAGUCUGGAGCAUUAAGCAGUUCCAGGGUCAAAAAGACUUCAUCAUGACAGCGAACUUCGGACUACCCUCUGUUGGUGCAGAGAACAGAGAUGCCUACAUGAAGGCUCCCAUGUCCGUGAAGUUUGAGAUCCCAUACUUCACGGUGUCAGGCGUGACUGUAAGGUAUCUCAAGAUUGUUGAGAAGUCUGGCUACCAGGCCCUUCCAUGGGUGCGAUAUAUCACCCAGAAUGGCGACUACCAGCUUCGAAUGGUGUGA